Molecule: messenger RNA, 787 nt
Organism: Aphanomyces invadans
Lineage: Eukaryota; Oomycota; Saprolegniomycetes; Saprolegniales; Verrucalvaceae
Exons: 3
Coding region: 22-759 (245 amino acids)
Source: RefSeq, a predicted model, not a curated record
AUCAUUUUCGAAACAACCGCCAUGACGGCCCUCUUGCGCCGCCUCCCUCUGGCCCCUACCAAGGUCGCCUUUUUCCUCCGCCAUUAUGGAGCUGCCAACCACCGCUUCCACUCCAGUGAAGUGGCCGAAGAUGCACCGAAUCGACCCAAAGUCCGGGCCGACUUCCCAACGUUCUCACUCGAUACGUUUGCGCUUCGCCAGUUCGAUGACCCUGCCUACCCUGGAACGAUUAUCAACUACGAUAAGAAUGCCUUCGAGGCCAAAAUCAACGAGUUCUUUGAAGCUGGCGAGUGCUCGCUUGUCGACGGAUACGCUCCAUUCUGCAAGCAUCUCUUCGUCCCAAACUUCAUCAACGCCCGCAUCCCGACAGUGACGAUCACAAACAAGUCAGCGCACUUGCUCCAAUCGGGCUACAUUUCCCGCGUUCCCGAAGAACUGCCCGUGUUGACGCGAUGGUUUCCUGGUCACAGCGUGACCCCCGAGACUGCCAAGUACCUCGACAUUGUGUUAUACAGCCGUGAGCAAGUUCGUUUGGAGAAUGUGGCCAUGGGAAAACUCAUCGACUCUGUCGACUCGCCUUGGCGCAUCAUCAGUAUCAAGGCCCAACUCGUCGACUACGAACUCCCCAUGGAACCCAUGACCCUCCUUCGAAAUGCGCUCGGCACCGAUGCUGGUGGAUCCGGCGUGCCUCUGGACAAGGAAAAGUACCUCGAAUCAGUCGAGUACUGGGCCCAGCACGCCCACGUUAAGUACCACUAAAACAAGCAUUGUGUAGUUCAUGCUGCCG